Odontomachus brunneus is the source of this 1300-nucleotide messenger RNA. It is a transcript of the gene Vta1, whose product is annotated as vacuolar protein sorting-associated protein VTA1 homolog. NCBI's taxonomy places the organism in Eukaryota, Metazoa, Arthropoda, Insecta, Hymenoptera, Formicidae. The coding region runs from base 249 to 1106 and encodes 285 amino acids. The transcript has 6 exons. Gene Ontology annotation, biological process: late endosome to vacuole transport via multivesicular body sorting pathway. Gene Ontology annotation, cellular component: multivesicular body. The record is from RefSeq and is a predicted model, not a curated record.
UCUCCAUCGUUGAGUUAUACUACUUGAAAAUAAAAGGUCAGUCGGACAGACAAUUGAUUAAGUCGUACUACUGCCGCAAUUUACUGCGCAUUUCUAUUUGUGUCGUUGGUAUGAAAAUGCAUCUGUAAGAAAUUCCGUGAGACGUACGUAAGAUAUAUUUAAAUAGGAGCAAAUCAAAAGAACGAUCCGUUAAAAAUAAAAAACAGGAAAUUACAUUUUAACGUAUAUUUUUGACGUUUCUCAUCCUAAUGGCACUGACAGGACCCGACUUACCGAAAAUUCCACAACCUUUGAAAAAUAUUCAGCAAUAUUUAAUGGUCGCUGCGAAGCAUGACCAGCGAGACAGCGUUGUUAGUUAUUGGUGUCGUCUUUAUGCUCUUCAAACUGGGCUAAAACUGUCGACAAAGACAGCAGAAGAGACAAGUUUUCUGCUAAAGCUGAUGGACUGGUUGGAGGCAACCAAAAAGACAUUACACGACAAUGAAGCCAUCACUAACGAAGUAGCUGCUCAAGCACACUUGGAGAAUUGGGCCUUAAAGCUGUUUUUAUAUGCUGAUAAAAAUGACAGAGCAGCCAAUUUUACUAAGAAUGUAGUGCAGAGUUUUUACACGGCUCAAGUAUUAUAUGAUGUGUUAACACUAUUUGGAGAACUGAGUGUAGAAGCAAUGCAAAAUCGAAAAUAUGCACAAUGGAAAGCAGCUUAUAUUCACAACUGUUUAGCAAAUGGAGAAACUCCAGUUCCAGGACCAAUGAAGGAUCCAGAUGAGGAAGAUGAACCAGUUGAGCCAGUUGAAGCAUCAAAUGAUGAUCAAGAUGCUGAAUCGAAUUCUGCUGCUGAAAGUAACAAUGAUAUUCCACAAAGUAUUCCUACUUCACAACCUAUUCCCACAAGUGCACCAGCUACAGGAAUUCAAUCAUUUGAUUCUGAAGAUAGUACUGUAUACAAGACAGAAGGUGGUGCCAAUUUGUCAGUGGAACAAAUUGGUAAGGCCCAAAAGUUGAUCAAAUGGGCAGGCAGUGCACUGGACUACGACGACAUACCUACUUCCAUAAUGAAUCUUCAGAAAGCUUUGCAUCUUUUGACUACGGGUCAAGAACCUGCUUAGAUGAAAAAAGUGGAUAAAUAGCAUAUACACGAUGUUUGCGGCUUUUACUACCUUUGAAUACAGUAGAAGCAAGUUUACAAUAGCUAGUCAAAUCGACCUCAAACACAGUGCACUUAAUUAAGACGAAGAUUGUUACAAACUGUGUCCAUAGAUUUUAAUUGUUGCUGUUAAUUAAAAAUGAGUAUGCAAUUUUA